UUCCGCCGGGCGGGCUCGGAGUCCCUCGGCGCGCGCUGGGGCGCUUUUGUUUGGGUGACGGUCACUAUUUUCUUCAGUCCCGGGCCGCUACUUUCCGUACCCAGGAGCCUGGAUUUCCCCUUCCGGACCCGGGAGUCUUAAAUUCCUUCUUCCUGGAGUCCGCUUCCUGGCUCCAGGCUCCGGCGCCCUAGCCCUCGGUUUCCAGGACCCGGGAUCCCCGCCUCCCGAAGUCAGACGUCCCGGAUCUACGCCACCUGGGCGCUGUCGGCCACCGGGAGCCGAGGACCUCACGUCCCAGCCUGAGAAACUCCUGUGUUCCCAACACCCAGACCUGCGAGGGCCAGGCGCUUUGGAGCAUCCAACACCGCCGGGAGGAGCACAGGAGCCGGGACGCCCUAUCGAGGGCGCCCACCUUACAGCUGCUGAGAGCUCUGAACUCCGGCUCUGAGGCCCCGCGAAGUUGCAGCCUCCGGGCGCACUUACCCAGCUCUUCGCCUAAGUACGUGUCCUGCGAAGGAGCCCCGAGCGCCCCUAGCUUCCUGGCGUCUAGGACCCCGGCGUGCCCCAUCAUGGUGGGGCUCGCAGCGGCGGAGCCCACCGCCAACGGUGGCCCGGAGCUGGGUCCCACAGAGGAUAGAGUCGCGACGGCCCGUAGCUGCUGCGCUUCCCGCCAGCAGGUGCGUCGCUGCCUGCGAGCCAACCUGCUGGUGCUGCUGACGGUGGUGGCCGUGGUGGCCGGCGUGGCGCUGGGGCUGGGGGUGUCGGAGUCUGGCGGCACACUGAGCCCCGAUGCCAUGGUGGCGUUCUCCUUCCCGGGGGAGCUGCUGCUGCGCCUGCUGAAGAUGAUCAUCUUGCCGCUGGUGGUGUGCAGCCUCAUCGGCGGCGCUGCCAGCCUGGACCCCAGCGCGCUCGGCCGCCUGGGCGCCUGGGCGCUGCUCUUUUUCCUGGUCACCACCCUGAUCGCAUCGGCGCUCGGCGUGGGCUUGGCUUUAGUGCUGCAGCCCGGAGCCGCCUUUACCUCUAUCAACAUCUCUACAGUCCAACUCACGGAAACGACCUGCAGGAAGGAGGUGCUGGAUGCCUUUCUGGAUCUUGUGAGAAACAUCUUUCCCUCCAACCUGGUGUCCGCAGCUUUCCGCUCAUACACCACCACCUAUGAAGAUGGGCUUUGCAACCACACCAAGGGGAAGGUGGGGAAGGAAGAGGAGGGCAUGAACAUCCUGGGCCUGGUAGUGUUUGCCAUCAUCUUUGGCGUGGCCCUUCGGAAGCUGGGGCCCGAGGGGGAGCUGCUCAUCCACUUCGUCAACUCCUUCAACGAUGCCACCAUGGUGCUGGUCUCCUGGAUCAUGUGGUACGCCCCUGUGGGCAUCUUGUUCCUGGUGGCCAGCAAGAUCAUGGAGACGAACCCGGUGCAGCUCUUCACCAGUCUUGGCAAAUACAUCCUGUGCUGCCUUCUGGGGCACGCCAUCCACGGGCUCCUGGUCCUGCCCCUCAUCUACUUCCUCUUUACACGGAAGAACCCCUACCACUUCCUGUGGGGCAUCAUGACACCACUGGCCACCGCCUUCGGGACCUCCUCCAGCUCCGCCACGCUGCCCCUGAUGAUGAAGAGCGUGGAGGAGAACAAUGGCGUGGCCAAGCACAUCAGCCGCUUUAUCCUGCCUAUCGGCGCCACCAUCAACAUGGACGGGGCGGCGCUCUUCCAGUGUGUGGCCACCGUGUUCAUCGCGCAGCUCAACCAGCAGCCUUUGGACUUGGUGAAGAUCAUCACCAUCCUCAUCACAGCCACGGCGUCCAGCGUGGGGGCGGCUGGCAUACCCAUGGGCGGGGUCCUCACCCUGGCCAUGAUCCUCCAAGCCGUCAGCCUCCCUGUCAAAGACAUCUCCCUCAUCCUGGCGAUAGACUGGCUGGUAGACCGGUCCUGUACCAUCAUCAAUGUGGAGGGUGACGCUUUUGGGGCUGGGCUCCUCCAAAACUAUGUGGAACGCACGAAGUUGCAGAGCUCGGAGCCAGAGUUGAUCCAAGUGAAAAGUGAGGUGCCCUCGGGUUCACUGCCCACCCCAGAGGAAGGAAACCCCCUCCUCAGAAGUCAUCACAGCCCUGCGGGGGAUGGUGCUGCCUAUGAGAAGGAGUCAGUCAUGUGAAGCCCAGGAGGGACUGGCCUGGCCUGCCGGGGACACGCCGGACAUCAGCAUCAUGAGGGUCAGAUGACGGACAAGCUGGGGGCUGGGUGGGGGCUGUGCACUCCGGGGAGAUGGGACCCUGUUCCCCUCCUGGACAGUGGAUGGGAUGGUGUGAUGGUAUCUCCCCAGAUCUCUGGUCUUCAGCUGCUGUCUCCCAUCUAAGGUGGUAAUGUCUCUUCCCCCCAGCCCAGAGCCAGCUGGGUCCUCAUCUCAGGGUAUAGGAGAGUCACCCCGUGGUGUAUGGCCGGGCAGAUGCUGUCUGUGGUGGUGGACGGGGAUGGCAGAGUGGAUGUUUGUAUUGAGGUAGCUGUGGCUGUGUCAUGAUGUGUGUAUGUUGGGACCACAUCACUCUGUGGUACGUCCCAUCUUGUGUUCAGGCCCUCUGUUCCUCCAUAGUACCAAGCACUCCCAGGAGCCCUGGGGCCAAGGAGAAAUACUGUUACUCCAGAGGACAUUUUUUAGCAAUAAAAUUGGGUGUUGACUAUA
Heterocephalus glaber (naked mole-rat) is the source of this 2669-nucleotide messenger RNA. It is a transcript of the gene Slc1a5, whose product is annotated as solute carrier family 1 member 5. Gene Ontology annotation, cellular component: plasma membrane. Gene Ontology annotation, molecular function: symporter activity; neutral L-amino acid transmembrane transporter activity; L-aspartate transmembrane transporter activity. The record is from RefSeq and is a predicted model, not a curated record. NCBI's taxonomy places the organism in Eukaryota, Metazoa, Chordata, Mammalia, Rodentia, Bathyergidae. Gene Ontology annotation, biological process: L-aspartate import across plasma membrane.